Rotaria socialis is the source of this 399-nucleotide messenger RNA. NCBI's taxonomy places the organism in Eukaryota, Metazoa, Rotifera, Eurotatoria, Philodinida, Philodinidae. The record is from the annotation of a GenBank genome assembly.
AUGGUAAGAGAGACAAAAAUAACAUUACGUACAAAACAUAUUAACUGUAUCUAUUGUGUAGCAUUAUCAUUCUUUAUACUUGCUAUAGUUCUCUUUGUACUCUCGUCCGAACAAUCGACAACAUUGAAUAAUCAACAAAAUCGUAUACCAGUUAUAAUCAGUGCAUUGAUUAUACUUUUACUAUCAAUUAUAAUAUUCAUAUGGAUGACUUAUUAUGCAAUCGGGUAUUUUCGUUUAAAAAACCGACAGCAAUUAAGUUAUGUACAAAAUCAAAUGAAUAAAAAUUCAUCAGAAAUAAGAACAACAACAUCAGCGAUUAUUUUUGAUAAUGCAGCUUUUACAAUGGAUGAUCCUAUAGUUACGAAUAGUUCUACAAACAAUCAGACAUCUGCUUGGUGA